AUGACGGCCAAAGAAGGAAACACAGAGGUAACGGUCGGCGUGCUCGCCCUCCAAGGCGCUUUCAGCGAGCACAUUCAACUCCUUCGUGCGGCAUCCUCGAACAUCCCCUCGUCACCAACCUUCCACUUAAUCGAAGUCCGGACACCAGCCCAACUCGCACAAUGCGACGGCCUCAUCAUCCCUGGUGGCGAAAGUACAACCAUGUCCCUCGUAGCCGCACGUAGCGCCCUUCUCGAGCCCCUCCGCGAUUUUGUCAAGGUCCAACGCAAACCAACGUGGGGUACGUGCGCCGGCCUCAUCUUACUAGCAGAGAGUGCGAAUAGAACAAAGAAAGGAGGGCAAGACUUGAUCGGAGGCCUAGACGUGAGAGUGAACAGAAAUCAUUUCGGGCGACAACAAGAGAGUUUCCAGGCGAACCUACAUCUGCCAUUCUUAGAAUCGACCAGCAAGACAAGCGCGACCGAUCCCUACCGAUGCGUCUUCAUCCGCGCGCCAGUUGUAGAGAAGAUACUUCCGAGUAAGAAGGCGGUAGGCAUACAAGAAGGAGAGAGUGAGAGGGACGAUACAAUUGUUGCGCCGAGCAAGACACCAGCGGAUGAUUUGGCGAGGAAGGAGUUGGAUCGCGAGGUUGAGAUCAUGGCAACGCUGUCGACCAACGCCCAGCCGUUGCAGGAGAACCAGGAACACAACCACCCAGGCGCGGAGGACAUAAUAGCGGUACGGCAGGGCAACGUGUUUGGGUGUAGCUUCCACCCAGAACUGACCGACGACCCGCGGAUACAUGUUUGGUGGUUGGGAGAGGUCAUGAAAGCUGCGGAGAGGCGAAAGCAGUUUGAACUUGCGGAUCGAACAAGAUGA
Molecule: messenger RNA, 858 nt
Organism: Alternaria burnsii
Lineage: Eukaryota; Fungi; Ascomycota; Dothideomycetes; Pleosporales; Pleosporaceae
Product: sno glutamine amidotransferase
Exons: 1
Coding region: 1-858 (285 amino acids)
Biological process (GO): pyridoxine metabolic process; pyridoxal 5'-phosphate biosynthetic process
Cellular component (GO): glutaminase complex; cytosol
Molecular function (GO): glutaminase activity
Source: RefSeq, a predicted model, not a curated record